Molecule: messenger RNA, 2613 nt
Organism: Mauremys mutica (yellowpond turtle)
Lineage: Eukaryota; Metazoa; Chordata; Testudines; Geoemydidae
Gene: ARMC12
Product: armadillo repeat containing 12
Exons: 6
Coding region: 1531-2538 (335 amino acids)
Cellular component (GO): nucleus
Source: RefSeq, a predicted model, not a curated record
GAAACCCUCUGGCCAUCUCCAGGACUUUGCUGCCCUCCAAUGGCAUAUGCUGGAUCUGCCUCAAGGGAUCCAGCAGCAAGAGCCGGCUGGGGCCCUUGGGUUCAAGGAACACAUCCUGGACGCUCCCAACCCCGCACCCCCUUUAGAAAGAUGGAGCUUGGGCAGUAGCAGAGUCACACUCUCUUCACACAGGUGCUGGCUUCCAGUGACUGCACUAAUACCUUGCUGCAAUAUGGUGCUUUUCAUCUGCAGAUCUCAAAGCACUCUACAAAGGCGGGCAAUAGCACUAUCCCAUUUUACAGCUGGGAAAAUCGAGGCACAACAUGCUGCAAUGGGCCAGUGACAGAGUCAGGAAUAGAACCCAGCUCUCCUGAGUCCCAGUCCAGUGCUCUACGGUCUAGGCAACACUGCCCCCCUUUCAUAGAUCACACACACCUUGGCCCCCCAGGCUCUCUGGAAAGAACAGUCUGCCUUGCCCUCCUGCCUCCAAGCACUUCUGGCAUCCUGUCAGGGGUGCUAGACAGUAACACAGGGGCCAGAGCACCAUAUGCUUUAAAAGACACUGGCGACUGACUCUCACCCCAAAAUAGCAACCCCUCCCCCCCACACUGACAAACAAACAACCCCCGGCGGCUGCAUCCCCAGCAAACAGUGCAAGGUUUCAAUCUCACGGGCCGAGCGCUCCAUCACUCCGCCCAUGACCGAGGUGGGAAGGGAGGGGGAAUGUGAGAAUAGUCCACCACUCAGCGACCAGGGUUCAGAUCCACAGCUGGAUUCAGGGGCCAGUUAGACUCACGACAGAGAAAGUUGAUAGCUGCAGAAUUUGGAUCCUGACCCUGCUGCAGAUCUGAACUUCCCCAGAGCCUGCAGGUGUUUGGAUCUGGGGUGGCUGAGGUGAGGGCCCCUUCCUGCUCCAAACUGAUGAAGGGUUCAGACAUCAGAGAGAGGAGGAAUAGUUUAAUCCUGGUAAAGGGAGGUGUCUCUAGGAGUGAAGGGACCAACUGAGGCAAGGGACCAUCGAGGCUGACAUCAGAAAACUUCCUGAUGGUGAGAACAGUGGAAUAGUCUCCCAGAGGAAGAGAUGGGAGCCCUAUUGGUUGAGACAUUUAAAACUAGACUUGGCCAAUUCCUAGUCAUUGUACUGUCCCGUGCUGGCCCUUUCCCAGCACUUGUCAUGCAUGGAUCUCAAAGCACUUUACCAGGGAAAGGGAGUAUCAUUGUUCCCAUUUCACAGAUGAGGGGAAGGGAUUUGCCCAAGCUGACACAGUCCGAGUUAGUCCUUCCUCCCACCCCCUCCCCCCAGCCAGUAGGAAACACACCCGGGGCAGAUGUGCCACAGAUGCCAUGAUGGACUCUGGUGACAUCACAAACCAUGUGAUGAGCAGCUGAGUAUUUCCAGCUGGGGGCCUAUCUGAAGCCACUGUUCUGGGCCCCUGGGAAUUCCGGUUCUAGAGCACAGCCCCCUCCGCCCCCACCCCCAGCCGGUUCUUGGUGUUUCCUUCAGAAGCCGCCAGGCAGCGAGGCAAGAAGAUGGAGUACUUAGAGAUGUGCACCCGUAAAAACAUGCUCAGCGUGGCCACGGGAGCCGGGGCCAUCUACCUGCUCUACAAGACCAUCCGAGCAGGCCUGAACAGCCCCCCCUUCAGCCUGGAGCCUGUCAGCAUAGCCAGACUCGCCAUAGAGCCUGGGAAUUUUGGUGUGAAAGAUUCCGGAGAGCUGCGAAGACUCCUGGUUUCCCUGAACCAGAAGCAGGACGAUUACGCCAAGAGCAUGAUAUUACACAGCAUCACCCGCUGCGUUUACCUGCUGGAGUCAGAGGCCUCAGCCUGUACCUAUGAGGACAUCAGACAGGUGGCCUCAGCCUUGGAUGACAAAGAUAAAGGCAUCAAAAUCCAGGCGUUAAAUGCCCUCAAGGCGUUUGCUGGUAUCCGGAAAUUUAAAAUUAAAAUCCAGGAGUUUGUGCCCAAGAUCCUGGAGCUGGUCACAACCAUCUGGGACACGGAGCUGCACAUUGCUGGCCUGAGGCUGCUGAACGGCUUGCCCUUGCCGGAUCACACCCACCUGCUCCUGAGACGGAUGAUACCUUCCUUGAUGGAGAUCCUGCAGACGGGGAGCCCUUUGACCCAGGUGCAGGUGCUCAAGCUGCUGAGCAACCUGGCCCAGAAAGAAGACCUUCUGUAUGACAUCAUGAACUGCCAGGUGCACCCCGACUUCCUGAACCUCUUCCACACCUCGCUGCCUGGCAACCUGCUCUAUGAGAUGUUGGUGUUCGUGGAGAAGCUGAGUGAGGGGCGCCUGACCCCGCAGUACCAGUCGGUGCACUGGGAGUACAACGAGCUGUCCCUCCAUGAGGCGCUCUUCGGAGAGGACUCCCACCUGGCCGACCGCCUGCUCUCCCUCAUCAUCCACCCGGAGGAGGAGGUGCAGAUCCAGGCCUGCAAGGUCAUCCUGAGCCUCCAGCUCUGCAAGGAGGAGGAGGCCAAAUUCAGCAGGCAGCGCAUCGACUGCUCCUACUUCGAUGAGGACGACAACCCCUGAGCUGGCUCACGACGGGGAUGGGGUAGAGCCAGAUCAGACUAGAAGAAUCACCAGAGGCUAAUAAAAGAGCUCAGG